Messenger RNA from Emiliania huxleyi CCMP1516, 1172 nucleotides. RefSeq names its product 4-coumarate--CoA ligase. The record is from RefSeq and is a predicted model, not a curated record. The transcript has 2 exons. Gene Ontology annotation, molecular function: CoA-ligase activity. Lineage: Eukaryota; Haptophyta; Isochrysidales; Noelaerhabdaceae. The coding region runs from base 48 to 1157 and encodes 369 amino acids.
UCAAGCCUUGCCACCCUUCCUUGCCGAACCCGAACGACGCUUGAUAAAUGCGCCGCGCGCUGCGGCGCACCUCAUCUCGCUUGCACCGCAGCGGCGCGCGCCACUUUUCCGCCGCCGCGCCUGUCCUCGGCCAGGACCACCGGCUCGUUGUGGCCUCGCCGGCGCCGCCGCUGCAGCUUCCUGCGCCAGGCUCCCUCCCAAACUUUUCGGACUUCAUCUGCUCGGGCUUCGCCAAGAAUGGCGACAAGCCUGCUGUGGUUGUGGACAACCCGGAGGGGCCGGCGGACGUGAGGACCUUUGCGGACCUGCUCGCCGACGUGGGGAGCGUGGCGCACGAGCUGCGCUCCGUGCUCGGCUUCGGUCCGGGCGACAGGGCGCUGCUCAUCUCGCCGAAUCACGCGGACUACUUCACGGCCGUGCACGCCGUGCUGAAGCUGAACGGCGUGCUCUCGCCGGCAAACCCGCUCUACUCAGCGACUGAGAUCGGGAGGCAGCUCGAGGACUGCGAGGCGACGGUAGUCAUGGCGCACCCCUGCUGCCUGGAGAAGGCGCUCGAGGCUGUCCGCGCGUCGGGGCGGGCCGACGCCAUCUCGGUCCUCGUCCUCGGAGCCGACGCGCCCGCCGGCGCGACACCGCUCGAUGCGCUGAAGGGCACGGGCGCCGCGGCGCCUUUGCUCGGCGCGGUGGAGGACGACCAGCUGGCGGUGCUGCCGUACUCGAGCGGUACCACCGGGAUGCCGAAAGGGACGAUGCUCACGCACCGCAACCUCAUCGCCAACGUCCUCCAGUUCGAGUUCGUGGACGGCCGCUUCUGGAGCCGGGGCGGCGAGACGCUCGUGAGCCCGCUGCCCUUCUUCCACAUCUACGGCUUCACGGCGUCGCUCAACAUAUCGCUCUACUACGACUGCACGUGCGUGACGAUGCCCGCCUUCGACCUCGAGCGCUUCCUCUCCCUCGUGCAGGAGCGGCGCUGCACCAGGGCGCAGCUCGUGCCGCCGAUCAUCCUCGGCCUGGCGAAGCACCCGCUCGUCGACUCGUACGACCUGAGCUCACUCAAGACCAUCGUAUCGGGCGCCGCGCCGCUCGCGCGCGAGGUUGGCAACGAGUGCGCCGCGCGGCUCGGCGUGGCCGUCAAGCAGGCACGGGGUGUAGGGUGAGAACUGUGGUACGAC